GGGGCUCUGACCCCAAAUGAUGGGUCUGGGACCCCGCCCUGAAAGAUUUGGAGUGCAGGAAGGCGGUGGAGAGCUGCCCCGAGGUCUCCGGGAUGGCGGUGUACGUCGCGCAGGAUUGCACCGUGUACAAAGAGGACAUCACGGCGCUGCUGGAAGGGGACGCUGAGGCGGCCGUCAUCGUGUUGGUGCCCGUCCGCCUGGGAGGGGAACGGCUCAACCCUGUCUACGUGGAGGGCAUGAAGGUGGGGGCGGGGGGCUGCGCUGCGUCCCCAUGGGGGUGUUUUCCAUCCCAGAGGGACACGGAGGGACAAAUAGGGCCGUUCUCCAUCCCUGGGCCGUGGGGAGGGGUGGGAGGUGGACGAUCUCCAUGUUGAGGUUCUACGGACGCCAGCACCCUUGGAGAGGAUGAGGGGGAACGAAUGAGGACCGUUUUCCAUCCCUGGGCCAAAGGGAAGGACGGGAUGGGGACAACCAGCCCCAAAGCUCUGUGGGAGCCACCGCCACGCUGUCCUCCGUGCCGGAGGGGACAAAGAGGGACAAACUGGGGCCAUCUUCCGUCCCUGAGCCACGGGGAGGGGCGGCAGGGGACAACCUCCAUCCUUCAGGUUGUGCGAAGGCCACAGAGGGGACAGGGAGGGACAGAUGGGGCCAUCCUUCAACCCUGGGCCGUGGGGAGGGAUGGGAUGGGGACCAGCUCUGUCCCCAAGGUGCAAUGGAGGCCAUCACAGAGA
This is a messenger RNA of Meleagris gallopavo (turkey), 731 nucleotides long. The record is from RefSeq and is a predicted model, not a curated record. Lineage: Eukaryota; Metazoa; Chordata; Aves; Galliformes; Phasianidae.